GGUUGAACCGAUCGAAACAGCCCCUUACAAGCACGCAUCCUUUUUUCUACCGCUGCCGAUCACGUCAAAGACGCCCGCUGACGCAGCGUCGAAGACCGCGGACUUCCGAAAGCUUCAACGCGCGCGCUCGAGCGAGCGUCAAGACGACCUCCGAAGCGGAUGCGAUGCAAAGCGGCGUACACACCCACGCGCCGAUGUUGCGUUGGUACCGGCGGCGCGAGGCCAGCAGGAGAUAUAAACGAGAAACGGAAUCGGUGAACCAACAUCCCGACGCCUGAGAAGCGCGGAAAGAAGCACGGCCCGACGACGACGACAUGAGCAAACGCACGGAGAAACCCGCCACAGCCGCCGCUGCGCUGGUACUGCUUUUGGUUCAGCUCUCCACCCACUGGACGCCCGUCAGGUCUCAGGGAAUCCUGUCUGAGGAAGAGGCAGCUUACUUCGGUCCUUCGGCGAAGCAGCGGCAGCCGCGAGACCCUCUGGUGGAGUCACUACGGGAGCAACUGCCUUAUACCCGAACCAUCGCCGGCAGCGGCGGUACGUUCUCCAUCAACGAGACCGUGCGCGGCACGGCGUACAGGGGUCACGUGUCCGUCCAGAAGGGACACCUCCACGGCCUCGCAACAGUCUCGCGGUCGGCGAAGAGCUGCGGCCACCGCAAGCUGCAGCUACUGUGGCCUCGGGUGACGGCCACGUUCAAGUUCAAGGCUUCGGUGAACGGCGUCCGCGUGCUUGGCUUGGCGACUGUGUACUUGCUGCCGUCAACGGUGCGGCUGCCCCUGGAUGCCGACGGUAUGCCUGCGGGGUCUUACCGCGUGGACGCAGUCAAGGCAUCGUCGUUCAGCAUGUCCUCGCUCAAGGGCUUCACGCGCCUCGUGGGACACAUGUCCCGGCGGCUGACGUAUGCGAGUCAAGCCGCGCUGCGCUCUUUUCUUACCGGCGAAGGGCGCAAGGUGCUGGACGUGACACUGCGCAAACUUUACAACGAGGCGACACCCGGAACAGCGUUGGUGUGCUGAGCGAGCGGGAGUGUGAUCGAAGUACUUUCGCGCAGCUAUGCUAUUCUGCGAAAACGCGACGUAGGAAUGUCUCUCUCCACGCACUCAGUGACGUUCCCGGCGAUCGACGACAGUCUUGUUAUCGUCAUCGUACAAGCUAAAGUACAAGCUCUCGAGCGGCCGCUGGCGGCAGCACAAUGUAAAACGCAGUCUUGUCAAACGUGUUGCACACUGCGGGCUUGAGAACAGUGUUUUUAGGCAGCAGAAUAACUAUGGUCAGUAUUUUUUUAAUAUAAAGUUGGGGGAGCAGCACGAACUGGAUAUCACUUCAAGCAAUGCGAUCAGUGUGCUGAAAUGGUUAGCGUCUGGGCAGUGCAUCUAUAGCUUCUACAUAUGAAGAUGUAAACAUGAGAUAAUAAAUAUUUCGUGCCACGUGGAACUGUUUCCUAUAUUCUUUCAAACUCCGGGGCUGCGAUCGCGAAUAUUAAUUCCCGCGCCCGUAAUCGUCCGAGACACGACCAAGAAUGGUAAACUGGAUUGUUAUCCCGGAUUUACCAGGAAGAUGCCUAAAUGACAACGCUCGAUCAUUUGCAGAAAUCAUGCAACGCUUCGGGCAGCAUAGGACUAUCCAGGACAUAGAAGCUCAGAGGUUUUGGCUGUUGGCUUCUGCAAAGCCUCUCGCUUCCUUUCAUUUUGUCUUUGGCAACGAACCGGUGGAUAGGGGGGCGCUAUUCAGUCUUGAAACGUUAACCUUGAACGCUGCCCCCGCCUCCCAAACUGCUCCAUAUAAAUCGAGCCUGCAUCGAAUUGUCCUCUGCGACGUUGGAAGGCGGGAAC
Rhipicephalus sanguineus (brown dog tick) is the source of this 1835-nucleotide messenger RNA. RefSeq lists its product as uncharacterized. The record is from RefSeq and is a predicted model, not a curated record. The coding region runs from base 315 to 1019 and encodes 234 amino acids. NCBI's taxonomy places the organism in Eukaryota, Metazoa, Arthropoda, Arachnida, Ixodida, Ixodidae. The transcript is spliced from 2 exons.